AAAAAAAAUAAAAGGCCACGCCCCUUGUCGUGGGCGUGGUUUCGAGGCACACGUUGUAUCCAGUCCCCUGCCCUGACCUGCAGUACAGACUAGAGCGCUUGGACCUGUGGCAGUUUCACGCGCAAGGAGCAUCAGGUUAUCUCCCCUCCGGAUAUGCCUUAACGACCUCUGGGUGGAGGACAAGAAAAAACAAGAAGCAAUGUUAAGCAGAAAGUCGGAAAUGUCUGGAAAUGCGCUGGUGUCGGCGGCCGGGGACCGCGGCAGGGUGGCGGAGAGGCUGCGGGCGGCGUUUGCGGGGCUGCAGGAGCUGCAGCAUCUGCGGGAGAAGCAGGGCGACUUGGUGCAGCGCGCGCUCCGUAUGGACACGGAGAGCGAGCACGCGCGCAGUGAUGAGUGUCCACACGAACGUGACGAGGACACGAACAGAGCCGAGGAGCAGGAGCGACUGGAGACAACGCUCAUAGCCCUCAAACAACAACUGACCCGGUUGCGCAGGCAAGACGUUGGACUGAAAACACACUUGCAGCAGCUGGACCAGCAGAUCAGUGAGCUUAAACUGGAUGCAUGUAAAACUUCUGCUGAACACCUGGAGAGUGACAGUCGUCCCAGUUCAGGAUUCUUCGAUCUCAGUGAUGGUGGUUUGGGCUCUCUUUCGAACUCCUGCACAUCUGUCUACAGUGAAUGCCUUUCAACUUCAUCUCAAGCGAGCCUCCUUCCACUGUCCUCAGGCUUCUUGGCUGCCCACAGCCAUAAUGCCCAAUUGCAGACUGACGUGUGCCGUAGACGCUCUGCGGACGAGACUACGGCUCAGCCAGACAUCCCGCGAGGCCUGGGUGUACGUCUGGGUAGUAGCGGAAUACGCACAGGUUCAAUCAGCUCAGAGAGAGCAAGAAAAAGACCGGUCUCAACAGGUGAUCUUGAUACAGUGAUCCACCCUGGUUUUGGCUAUUAUAAAACUGUCGACAUGAAAAACUCCACCCUAUCCAGCAAGUUCUACGACCACACCAUGGAUCUCAAAUUUCAGUGCAACCUUGUAUCCCGCAGUGGUACUGAAGUGUACUGCUACCCAAGCCCCCUGCAUGCCGUAGCCCUGCAAAGCCCCAUCUUCUCUCUUAGUGGAGAUAAGGGCGGGCAUUUGGCCACAGAUGCUUCUGAGAAACACACCAACAUCGGACUUUCUAAGGACUCACUUCCCAAGCAAGAGCCAAAUGGACCCAAAUCUGAAGGUUAUAUUGUCAAACUGCUUCAGCGCAGCUCAAGUAAGAUGAGCCUCCAGAGUGAGUUGGGUGUGGAAAAAGGCUUGAGUACGAGUAACAUUGUUCAGGAUCAUGGGCUUCUCGAAUUCCGAAUGAAGCAAGUGAAUAAUGACAAAGUGCAGGGAUCACUUGAACGGAAAGUAGAGUCCCCCAGAAUUCUAGUGAAGGUUGGAAAGAAUUCACCACCAAGACCUGCUGACAAACAGCAAUUGUCCCUAAAUACCAUUAGUGCAGAAGAAUACAGGCAAAUGUGUCUUAUACAGCAUUCAGCAAGUACAAGAAAUCAAAAACCAACUGCACUGAUGUGUCAAGACAAAGUCAAUGAAAAUGAGCCUAGGGAUCAGUUUGAACAGGGGAAUGGCUUUGAGGAUGCAGCAACAGCAUCAAAGGCUCAUGAGAGGAGACCUAGCUUUACCUUCCCUAAUGAGGAGAAUAAACUCAAAAAUGGAGGUUGUACUCAUACCGUGAGAUCUGAAUUUGUUUGUGCCCAAUUUGUUCCAGCAGGGUCUCAGAGAGUGAAAGUGCGUCAGGCAGACAAGAAGACAAAGGCCAUGAAACUGCGGAAAAGGGGUCUUGAGAAACCAACAGGCAAGAAGCACCACCUGAAGCCCUCAUCUCGAGAUCAUGAAAAGGAUAAAGGAUAUAGCACUAAAACACGUGGAGACAGAAAUCCAAAGCAAUACAUUGCAGAGAGGGAGUGCAUCGAAGCUCCCCUUAUGGAGCCCAGACUACGUUCUUGUUCAGAGUCCAGUCUUUUGGGGCCUGGAAAUUCAUGUGUCACUCACCUCCAGUCAUAUCGGCAGCAGAAACAUCCCUCUAAAUCCAACAAACUCCCUAAGGUUCAGUCACCAGAUUUCGAGAACCAUUCCAGAAAGAAGCAGAGCUCUCAAAAAUUGCCACAUGCUUCAGAGAUACAGCUACCACUUGCUCCCCCAACUCACUACCAGAGGUCCAGGGAGGUGCCAUUUCACAGAGUCUCACCGAAGCCCGGAAUGCCGCGAAGUUUGAGCAUGAGGCCUCGCUCGGGUCAGUGUAGUGGUCUUUCUCAUCCACUCCAACCCUCGUUGUCCUCUUCGUCUUACUUUAGCAAUAUGAAUUUGAAAUAUCCCCCUGCACCUUUAUGCACUCGCUACCCACCAAGGUGUGAAUCAGAAUACUCGGCCGAGUGUGCUCUCUUCCACUCAACUAUCGUCGAGAGCAGCGAGGGAGAGCUGAGUGACUAUACCACCAACCGCUUCGGAGACAGCGAAUCCAGCCAGGAAUCUCAAACCGGUUCUGACUCAGACAGCAGCCUGUCAAUGGAUGAAGAUUACCUGUAUGAGGAAGAUGAGGAUGAAGGAGGUCUAGUGUGGGCUGAGGCUACUGUUGGGCCCACAGCCAACGGGCUCUCCACCCAACAGCACCUUCGCACUGAACCAGCUUCAUGUCGCAUAAAAGCAUCCAGAGCACUGAAGAAGAAGAUUCGCCGCUUUCAACCAGCCUCACUUAAAGUCAUGACUCUGGUAUAGUCUUUUAUAUUUCGUCCACUUGUCAAAGGUUUACAGUCUUUUCACUAUUUUCUUGUAUAAUGUAUAUCGUCUGUGCCAGAUUUUAGGACUGAUAAAAUCUAUUUUUAUGCAAGGCACUCCAUUAUUAAGACAAAUUCCCAUUUACCUUUUAUUUAGUCAGUGUGGAAAUGUUGCUUAUGCCUGACCUGAUAUAACCACUCCUCAGAUUUUACCCAUGCACCAAAACUACUCUUAUUGCCCACUGAAGACAGAAAAAUGAAGCACCAAACACAUUUUCUUGUUAAACUUAUUACAGUCUGUAUAUUGUAAAUAUGCUGUUGAAGAAUACGCUUGUUUUUACAUAUUCAAAAACCAAAAAAAAGGUAACCUAGAAAGAAAAUGCCUUGUAUUCUGUUUCUCGAAAGCCAUUAUGUGUAAUUAUUUUUCACAUUUGAUUUUUGCUAUGCAUCUUAAUCUUCUUGCAAAUAAACACUAUUUAAUGUUCAAACGA
This is a messenger RNA of Silurus meridionalis, 3254 nucleotides long. It is a transcript of the gene dact2, whose product is annotated as dishevelled-binding antagonist of beta-catenin 2. The record is from RefSeq and is a predicted model, not a curated record. Gene Ontology annotation, biological process: negative regulation of nodal signaling pathway. NCBI's taxonomy places the organism in Eukaryota, Metazoa, Chordata, Actinopteri, Siluriformes, Siluridae. Gene Ontology annotation, cellular component: cytoplasm.